This is a messenger RNA of Symbiodinium sp. CCMP2592, 1089 nucleotides long. NCBI's taxonomy places the organism in Eukaryota, Dinophyceae, Suessiales, Symbiodiniaceae. The record is from the annotation of a GenBank genome assembly.
AUGACGGAGGACUUCGGCUACAACUCGUUGUGGUUGGAAGUCCAGGAAGCUGCCGCAGCUUUGUUUGGCUUCCUGGACGUUUCGGCAUUGACUGCUGCACGGGCCGCUUGCCAGGGCCAAAACGUUUUGGCCGGAGUCGACAGGUUGUUUGCUUUGCAGAUGCGAACCCUGGAGACUGAGAAAGUCGCCAAGGAUAGGAGGCGCGCACUUGCUGCUGCUCGACGGCUGGUACCCCCCAUGCAGCGGAUUUUGCUUCAGAGGUGGGCAGAGGUGUGUCUGCAAUCCAGCGAGCACCGGAUUGUGCGAACCGAAGCGGUGCGCACGUUGCAAGAGGUCGUCGAUCCGGGAGACCACGCGGCCGCACAGGCGUUGGGAACUGUGGUGCUGGAUGAAGAUCGUUUUGUGCGUCGAGCUUUGGUCGAUGCCCUCGUCGUCCACAGCGCCGAUCCUAAAGCCAGGUCAGCAUUAAACGAGCUAGCGCAGGACCGCGACCGUUUUGUCCAGAACGCAGCACGGCACGCGAUCUCAGAGCUCGGAGACGUGCAAUCCAGCGGGCUGGAGGCGAAAAUGUCGCGAGCAAGCGGUCCUCCCUACGUCCCACGACCCCCGCCAGGCCACACCGUCGUCAAAACUGGGCGACGGUUCGUUGGCGGAAGCUUCCGGCCCCAGAGUCGGCCAGUAGGCCUCCGGGCUCCCCCAGCCCAGAAGGUGCCGCCGCCCAGACUGUGGAUCGAGGACGCCAAUGCGGACACCGACUGUUCCGAAACUGAAGUGCGUGCCGGCAGGUGCCGGCGGCUCAGUGCAGAGUAUGCAGUUAUUGUCCCUGAAUGGGCCGAUGUACCUCGAGCCAUGACUGCCUCUGGCGACGAAUUCGUCAGCUGCCACCCUGUACCUGGCGGGGUGCAACUUGUGCUGCGGCGCGCAGCAAAUCCGCCCCGCGAGCCGUCUCCUGACUAUACGGUUGCAGAUGUGCAGGGCACGCUGGAAGAGCUGGAGCAGGAAGUUCCAGAGGUAGACGAAGACCAGUUUGAUGAAAACCAGUGGAUCAAUGACAAGCGCCUCCAAUGUCUUGCAGAAGGCCUGAGUUGA